GACGAUUCUCGAGACGAUACAUUGAUACAGUGUAAGCGUGCGUGCGAGCGCGCGCGUAGAGUGCUAGGCGGCCAGAUAAUCAGGGGCGCGAGCGCGGUUACAGUUUGCGGAAGUGGAAGAGUUUCGUCGUCGAAGUUUGAACAACUCGGUCUUGUUGGUUGUGGUUUAUCCCACGCUUUGGCAGACGUGAACAAGCCCAAAUGUUUUGGUGUGACCUUGGUGCGACCCCGUGAUGAAGAUCCAUGGCAAAAUUCUGCACCAUUACCUGGCCAGCGGUGCACCUGAUAAAGAGGGAUAUCUCUACAAAAAAGGGGAAGUGAACACGUCUUACCAGAAACGUUGGUUCUCCCUCAAGGGGAACCUGUUGUUUUACCGGGAACGCCGAAGUGAGCGCGACCUUCUGGGCGUGAUCGUGCUGGAGCGCUGCAUUGUGCAGCUCUGCGACUCUGAAGAGCUCUUCGCCUUCUCCGUGUCAUUUUACAGUGAUGCCGAGGACACCGACGGCCUGCGCACCUACAAGUUCUCAGCCGAGGACCAGGCGAGUCAGGAGAGUUGGGUCAAAGCGCUUCACUCGGCCCACCACAGCUACCUCAACCUCCUAGUGCAAGAUCUACGCCAGCAAUACCUCGAGGCAGCAAGAAACACCGGAAUUGAGCCAGUGGACAGAAUGUCUGCAAAGGAAAUGAUGCGUCAUUUGCAGAAGCCUAACAAAUUCCCAGGCUCAAACUCGGUCUUUUACGCACAGAACGAAAACCAGGCACUACAAGCCCCGUCUACUGGAUACAAGCAAGCGGCCAAACGCUCCCCUAAACUUUGGCCCAAGCGGCAAACACUUGGCCCUGCACCAUGCACUGCGGAGAUGGUGGAGCCUUUGCAGGACUUCUGCCAACUACACGAGUACUUUGGACAGGAAGUCAGGCAACUGAUAGCAGAGUGGCAGAAGAAGAGACUGGAAAAGUUGACACAGGCUGAAGGAAAUCUGAUUGACUUGGGGUAAAAAAAAAAUGUCUGAAAGUUAAUGUAUUAACUUAAAGGUACUUAACAUCAACAACGUUAUUGUUACAAUAAUGUCUAGGUGAUUGGAUGCUCAAAAUCGUCAUUAUUUUUGCAAUAUUUUAAAAUAUUUUUUUUUUGUACAUAUUUAAAUUUAAAUAUUUCAUGUUACCCAUGUAAUUUUCUACCCCUUAAGAAGUAGAAAAUAAAUUAUAUUUAAUUAAUUAUUUAAUUGCAAAUUUCCUAUUUUUUUUUAUUCAUUGUUAAUCAUUGCUUUUUUUAUCUAGUCUGAGACACUGUUCUGAAUUUAUUUUCUCUGAAUGCU
Molecule: messenger RNA, 1318 nt
Organism: Hemibagrus wyckioides
Lineage: Eukaryota; Metazoa; Chordata; Actinopteri; Siluriformes; Bagridae
Product: sesquipedalian-1-like
Exons: 4
Coding region: 233-997 (254 amino acids)
Biological process (GO): retrograde transport, endosome to Golgi; endosome organization; receptor recycling
Cellular component (GO): recycling endosome; early endosome; trans-Golgi network
Source: RefSeq, a predicted model, not a curated record